GUUAAGCGCGUUCUUAAAUCGAUUUUUUUUUUGGAUUGGCAGUUUAGUUUACCGUUAAAAAUGUUUUGCAUGCCAAGUAAUUUAUGUUUUUAUAAUAAGAAAACAAAACUGCUACCUUCUGAACAUGUUGGAUUUCGAGUGUCUAGCUUUUUAUAUACAUAGAUAUUAUAACUUUGUAACUUUGCUCACUAAAUAACAUUUGUAAGUACUGGGGUGUGGUAUUUUAUCGACAGUUUAAAAAAAUAAACAACUGAUUUGUUUUACUUUGAGACGUAUAACGGUACGCUGUAAUCACAUCCACGUCCAAGUCAAUACGCAAUACGCCUCUGGUGCUUCGAUAGUGUUGUGGCUUUUUCAGGAAUCAUUCCUUCCCCUUAAAAUAGGCCUGUUCAGUUGUAAGCAGGUAAAAUGUGCCCUGUAAUACCUCCACGUUAAGUAUGAUUAAGUGUCACACUUGUGUUUAGAUGGCAAUAACACUGAAGACUGCAGAAAAAAAAAAACAUCAAAAUAAUAUACUAAUAAUUGUGGGUCCUGACAAAAAAUCCUCAAACUAAGCAAAGGACAGCUUUCUGCCGUUUCCAUGACAACUAGAUGUCCCACUGUCGCGGAACUAGAACUCAUCACAAAAAAGCCCAACAAUUAUUCUAAUGUUGAAAAAAUAAAAGUUUAAGGGUUUUAUUUACAAACAGGAAGAAUAAAUUCAACUUUUUUUUUGCAGUAAUAGGGGGUGGAUUGCUCUGUCUUGAUUAGUUUGUUUUCUUGUCUUGAACUCUCCGCCAUAUUUGAAGACAUUUAUUCUGUUUGGGAGAAAGGCAGUGUUGUGUGUGAGGUGCGAUUCGUGUGAGUUUUUUUCUGCAAAACGCAAAGAUUCCCGUUCAUUUUAUUUAUUUAUCUAUUUAUUUAUUUUAUAUAACAUGUAGAGUUAUUUGAAACAGUCUCAAUUUUAAAUGAUAACGGUUGCAGAUUUAUUUUUUAAUUUGAAGCUACACAGGGGGGGUCCCUUUUCUGGUCCCUCUAUUUGCUUUCGGUAUGUUUUCUAAAAAAACGCAUGGGGACGUUAAGAAAUCGACACAGAAAGUACUGGAGACCAAAAAGGAUGUCCUGACUCGCCUCAAACACCUACGAAUUGUCAUAGAGAAUGCCGAAUCAGUUGAUCUGAAACAUUUUUUUGACCAGAAUUAUUCACACAUCUUCUAUGUUUUCUUUGAAAAUUUUGUGACCAUUGAAGUUGGUCUUAAACAGAAAGGUCAUAAAUCGCAAAGAGAAGAACUAGAUUCUAUCCUUUUUAUAUUUGAGAAAAUUUUACAACUUCUCCCUGAAAGAAUACAGGGAAGAUGGCAGUUCCACAGUAUAGGCCUAAUUUUAAAGAAGCUCCUGCACACUGGAAAUUCUUUGAAGAUCCGCAGAGAGGGGGUUCGUCUCUUUCUCCUGUGGAUGCAGGCACUCCAGACUAACUGCAGCAGAGAACAGCUGUGGAUGUUUGCUUGUCUGAUACCUGGCUUUCCACACCCACACUCAGAACACGGACCUCGAACCCUGGAAAAUCUUAUCAACCCUCCACUCAGCCUUCAAGAAACACAAGUCACUCCAGAAGAGAUCACUCCCCUCGUCCCUCCUCAGUCAGGAGAUAAAGGACAAGAAGAUCUUGCAAGCUAUUUUUUAGAAGCACUUUUAAAAUACAUGGUAAUCCAGGCAAAGAGUUUGCAAUGGAAGAACAAAGAAAACCACGAAAAGGGCUUUGCUUUCCUAUUUGUAAAUUUCAAGAAGUACUAUCUUCCUCAUAUUUUCCCAAAUUUUUGCAAGGAGACCAGUUUAUAUAAUCCUAUAUUAGAGGUCCCUCACAUGAGACCAAAGCCACACUAUGUUAUAGUAAAGAGAGACCCAGAGACCAAUGAAGCCAUCUAUUGCACUAAAGAGAUGUUCCUGAACGCUCGAGUCAUAUUCAUUCGAUGGUUGGUCUCCUUCUGGCUGGAGCCCAAAUCAAACACAGGGACUCAUAUCCCUGGUACUGAAGGAGAAAACGUACCAAAGAACAUUCAGAGAGCAGCAGCAGGAUUGGCUGCCAGGGAAGAUGGUGCCUCCCGACCUGAUAAUGUAGAUGGGAACACGCAGCCAGAGCAAUCUCACUCGAACACCAGCACCCUGACAGAAAGAGAGCCAAGUUCUUCCAGCCUUUGCAGUUUAGAUGAGGAGCAUCUCACAGACAUUGAGGUGGUCCGGAAGGUCUUCUGCUCCUCCAGAACCAAUGUCAACUUCAUGACUGAGAUCUUCCGGCAGGCCUUCCUGCUGCCAAUCUGUGAGGCAGCUGCCAUGAGAAAGGUGGUGAGGGUUUACCAAGAGUGGAUUCAGCAGGAAGACAAACCCAUUUUCAUGAGGGAACCUGAAGAAGUACAAUACUCUCCAGCCACCAGUGUCAUCCACCUGGAAACUGCAGGGGAACACAUGGUGGAGAAAGACAAGGAGGAGGAAAAAGUUGUAAAGGCACCAGGACACACACGGACCCCCAGCUGGACAAGAAACUCCUCUUACCAAGAUGCCAUCAACAAGGUGCCGGAGUCCGAGCUUGUGGAGCAUAAUGUGGCAGCAGGUGCACAAUCCACACUGCAGGUUUUCAUUACCAACUCUUCCAAUGUAUUUCUUCUGGAACCUGCUAAUGAUGUUAAAUUCCUUCUGGAAGAACACAUUGAUAUGUGUAAGCGUGUCCUCAACAUUUAUCGCAGCCUGGUUAUGCAUGAAACAAUGGAUCAGAAAACAUGGGAGCAAAUUCUUUUAGUUUUACUCAGGGUCACAGAGUGUGUGAUGAAGAAACUGCUAUCAACAGUGCCACAUGGAAAAAAGACAAUGACCCUUGCAGGACGACUUGCCGGGGCAAUAUUUCAGACACUAAUCGUAGCCUGGAUCAAAGGGAACCUGAAUGUGUACAUCUCCAGGGAGCUGUGGGAUGACUUGCUCACUGUGUUGUCAACGCUGACCUGCUGGGAGGAGCUUGUCACUGAGUGGUCACUGACCAUGGAAACCCUGACCAAAGUGUUGGCUAGAAACUUGUACAACCUAGACCUCCAUGAACUGCCACUGGACAAACUGAGCGAACAGAAACAAAAGAAGCACAAAGGCAAGGGAGGUGGUCAUGAGUCUCAGAAGUCAUCAGUGGACAAGUCUUUUUCAAAGGGCUGGAGCCGGGAUCAGCCUGGACAGGCUAUGAUGAGACAGCGGAGUGCAACGACUACAGGCUCCCCGGGCACAGAGAAAGCAAGACAUUUUAUACGGCAGAAAACUGUUGCCCUGAGAAGCUGCUCCACUGGCGACAGAAUCUUGUCUUCAGCCUUUAUACGCAGCGCUAAAAGUGCACCUGUCCUGAUCCACCCUCUCCACCAUCUCCUGUCUGAUACUGUCCUCGCUCCCUUAGCUGGUGGACUGUCAGAUAUCGAGGACCCUCAGGUGGUGCCCCGUGCUCCUCGUAUGAGACACUUUUCCCAGAGCGAAGAGACCGCCCCUUCAGAGGUGUUCACCACAGCGGGCGAGGAGCAGCCACUGCCCCGGAGCAGCAGUACGUCUGACAUCAUGGAGCCCUUCAUCGCUGAGCGGGUCAAAGGUGCACUUCCUGUACUUGACAGUCCGUCCCAUGGCACUUCCAUCUCGCAGAGUUCCUGUGAGGUCUCCACGUGGUCUGUGUCCACUGGGAGUAACGUUGCCGGUGCGAACAGUAGAGAGACCUCACUGGAAGUGGGGGAUAGCAUCUACGACCACUUGUGUCAGCUGGUAGGCCCUUCGGAGCGACCUCAACCAGCGUUUCUGCAGAGUCAGUCUGUAGAGUGCGAGGGAGAGGAGGACUUGCUUUCAUCUCUCAGAGAGUAUCUGAAGGAUAAGGGGGAAGUGAACUUUAGGGUUGAGGGGGAAAGGAAAGCCAUGCUUAUUGCUCUGAACCAGGUGAUGGAAAGCCAAGAUUUACAGGUGAUGGACAGGUUGGAGUUUGUAGAUAAAAUUAGCAUGUGUACUGAAGGAAACAUUGACUGUACAGCAGAUCAGCAUUUGGAAGACAAUGUAGGUUAUUCAGGGCAGAAUUUUUUUGAAGGCAGAGAUCUUACUAAUAAAGAUGAUCAACACAUGUGGGAGGAUGUCCUGGAGGCAGAGGGGGAAAUGCCCAGUGGUAAAGAGAACCAGAAAUGCUUAUAUAGGCAGGCAGCCACAGAAAUAGAUUCGAGCUUUGAGGGGGCAGCAGUAGAAAGGGGCAGGAGUGAUAUGAGUGUCCAUUCCAAUGAGGAAGCAGCACAGGUCUUGCAUGCAUACAGGAGGGAAUUCAGCUCUCAGAUAGGUACUGAAGCACCCAGAGCACUGGGCACUACAGCCCUUAACAAGCACACGUCCAGCUUUGCAAUUCCCAAACACCGAAUAAAUCGAAUGGCAGGCAAGAAACGACACGGUGGCGUCCAUGUCAGCUUUAGGCCCUCCACUGAGUCUGUUCAGUUCUAUAACCAGCUAGAGACCAAAGAGGCGCCAUGGAAGGCCAGGCUUAAGAGACUGAGUGGCUUUAGUGGUGGAAGUAGCAGUGGUGGUGCCGUGGCAGCUGAUGUCAGACCCAUUGGCUGUAAGCCGCAUGGUCUUGUGUCUGCCAGUAGUGAAAGAGGUAAAGAUGCAGCAGGGGGAAUCCUGUCGGGGGAUCAGCUAGAGAAGGAAGGUGCAGUAAGCAGCCAUAUUAGCCGCAGUUCAGGCAGAUCCACAAGGGUGCAGGAAGCAGGGCAGCAGACUCCACAACAGCAGCAGCACGGCCCCCUGGGUGGUGUCUAUAAAUCUGUUGUACAUGCUCUCUCCAAGCCAAAGGCAAGCGUUUCCCCACAGCGGCAGAGCAAAGUGCCAGCAGAGGCGCCACUGAGGGAUCUGUACACUCAUGUAAUGGGCUAUUUUGGAAGGAGAGCACCAGCCAACAAGGAGGACUUGAGCCAAAAGAUUCGUCCAGGCUCCAUAGACACUGGAAACAGCAAUCCCAACAUCAGUGAUCUUAUGGAUGAGUUUAUAGCAGAGAGGCUGCGAGCCAGAAACACAUCUGGCAUUACAAGGAGAGGCAGCAGCCCUGGGAGCCUUGAAGUCCCUAAAGACUUUCCGGACCUGCUGAACAGGCAGAAUCCCAUGCGACCCGUAGACGACCCAGGUGUCCCCUCAGAAUGGACUUCCCCUGCCAGUGCGGGCAGCAGUGACCUCAUCAGCUCCGACAGCCAUUCUGAAUCAUUCAACGCCUUUCAGUAUGACGUACGCAAAUUUGAAAACUUUAGUUUUGGCCCUGAAGCCUCCUCUCUAGGUACUGCAGAAACCGAUGGGGCUCAAAUCCGACCACAGACAGCUGAGGAGCAAGAGCUGGCCAGCCUGACUACCCUGCACAUUGACUCAGAGACGAGCAGCCUGAGCCAGCAAGCUUUAUCAGCUGACGCCGUCACAAUCACUGGAUCUGAUAGUGCCUCACCGAUCCAUUCAGCCUCAGGUUCAAGGUCCGAAACUCCUUCUCCUGCCACUCUGAAUGCUGAGCACAUGGAGCAUAAGGACUUGCAGUUGGAUGAUAAACUCCACCACUCUGUCUUACAGACUCCAGACGACCUAGAAACCAGUGAAUUCCCAACAGAGGACUGCAGUGUGAUGGCAGGAGGCACCCUCACUGGCUGGCAUGCAGAUGUUGCCACGGUGAUGUGGAGGAGGAUGCUUGGGAUUUUAGGAGAUGUCAAUUCCAUCAAAGAUCCAGAAAUUCAUGCACAGGUGUUUGAUUAUCUGUGUGAGCUGUGGCAGAAUCUGGCCAAGAUCAGAGACAAUCUGGGCAUAUCAGCUGACAACCAGGCAUCUCCUCCACCACCUGAACUUAUACCACCUCUCCGCAUUUUGACUCCCUGGCUAUUUAAAGCAACCAUGCUGACUGAGAGGUACAAGCAAGGGAAACUUCAUGCCUACAAGUUGAUCUGUAAGAUCAUGAAGAGAAGACAGGAUGUUUCUCCAAACUCUGACUUCUUGACACACUUUUAUAAUAUAAUGCACUGUGGACUGUUACAUGUUGAUCAGGACAUUGUCAAUACAAUCAUCAAGCACUGUUCUCCACGCUUCUUCUCUAUUGGAUUGCCUGGUGCUACAAUGCUGAUCUUGGAUUUCAUCAUCGCGGCUAGUAGAGUGACCACCUCAUCCUCCCUCAAUGCUCCAAGAGUGGAAGCCCAGAUAUUGUUGGGUUCACUGGUCUGCUUUCCCAAUCUAUAUGAAGAGUUGCCUGCUCUUCAUCCUACUACAGCUGAUAUGGUGCUAACUCGCUUCACAGAUGUCAAGGAGCAUAUAAUAAAGAACAUACUGAGCUCAGCCAGGGAGGAGCCAUCUGGACCAGCUCGGUGUGUUGCUCUGUGUAGCCUUGGCAUUUGGCUAAGUGAGGAGUUGAUACACAACACUCGCCACCCUCAGAUUAAAGAAGCUUUGAAUGUCAUUUGUGUAACCUUGAAGUUUCCAAAUAAAACUGUUGCACAAGUUGCUUCUGACAUUCUACACCUGCUCAUAAACUAUGUGGAUAAUCUUCAGCAUUUCCCAGCUGACUCGCCCAAGAAAAUAAUUGAGAUCCUUAUAGCAACCAUUACGUACCUGCUGCCUUCUACAGAAGCUUCUCCACACGAACCAGACAAGAGGCUGCUGGUGUCCUUGCUUCUCUGCCUCUUGGACUGGGUAAUGGCCUUGCCACCAAAGACUUUGCUGCAACCAGUUCACACUGCUGGGUCUGACAAGGACAGGUCUGACACAUCUGUCCUGAGCUGCAUUUAUAAGGUUCUUCAUGGAUGUGUGUACGGAGCACAGUAUUUUAACAAUCCAAAAUAUUUCCCCCUUAACUUGGCGGAUCUUGCGUCAUCUGACUAUGAUCCCUUUCUGCACUUGGAGAGCCUCAAGGAGCCUGAACCCCUGCACUCUCCAGACUCCGAGAGGUCAUCCAAACUGCAACCUGUCACUGAAGUGAAAAGCUGCAUGCAGCAAGGUCUAAUCUCCAUAGCGGCCCGGACAGUCAUAACUCACUUGGUCAACCACUUGGAGCACUAUCCCAUGAGUGGUGGGCCGGCAAUGCUAACCAGCCAGAUCUGUGAAAACCAAGACAACCCCUACAGCGAAUGCCCUGAACUUUCCCCAGAGCUGUUUGAGAGCCCAAACCUGCAGUUCUUUGUGCUGAACAACACCACCCUGCUAUCAAGUCUCCAGAUCCGUGCUGAGGAUAAUGUCCCCGGUGGAGGGAUGUCAGCUGGUCUCACCACCACUAACUCAAGCGUGAGAAUCAUAGUGCGGGAUAUCUCUGGAAAGUACUCGUGGGACACAGCAAUCCUAUACGGGCCUCCCCACUGCAGCCAGCCAAGCCAAGCUCUAAAACUGCCUCCAGCCCGGCCUCUGGUGGAGCGGCAGCAGUGCCUGGAUGACAGUGAGGAUGAGCAGCAGCUGCAGAGUGGGGCAGUGGAAGAGGAGGAGGAGGAGGAUGAUGAAGCAAUGAAGGACUUCAUGGCCCCUCAAGCCAAGCGGAGGUGUAGGGAGGUGGUGCCCACUUGGGAUGCUAUCAGGGAUGGCGAGGAUGCCCUGGAUGAGAUGCUCCAGUACCUGGGCACCACCAGUCCAGAGUGCCUUCAACGAGCAGGCAUGCCGCUCAAUAUCCCUGCCCUGCCCCCUACCUGCAUCUCUGAGAAACAGGAGAACGAUGUCAUGAACGCCAUCCUGAAACAGUACACUGAGGAGAAGGGGUUUGCAGACAAGUGCAACAAUAACCUGAACAUGAGAGCCAUGGAACAAGAGGAGCCAUGUCCGCAGAGACCCCAGUCAGCCUUCUACUAUUGUAGGCUGCUUCUGAACAUCCUGGGCAUGAACUCCUGGGAAAAGAGGAGCAACUUCCACCUUCUUAGGAAAAAUGAGAAGCUGCUGAGAGAACUUAAGAAUCUGGACUCCAGACAAUGUCGGGAAACACACAAGAUAGCAGUGUUUUAUGUUGCUGAGGGACAGGAAGACAAGCACUCAAUCCUCACUAACACAAGUGGAAGCCAGGCCUAUGAGGACUUUGUCUCGGGGCUCGGCUGGGAGGUGAAUCUCACAAACCACUGUGGGUUCCUGGGGGGACUACAGCGAAACAAAAGCACUGGCUUCAGCACUCCUUACUUUGCAACAUCAACUGUGGAAGUGAUGUUUCAUGUGUCAACAAGAAUGCCACCUGAUUCUGAUGACUCCUUAACAAAAAAGCUGAGACACUUGGGCAAUGAUGAAGUGCACAUUGUCUGGUCUGAACACACACGUGACUACAGGAGAGGAAUAAUUCCAACAGAAUUUGGAGAUGUUCUGAUUGUCAUAUACCCAAUGAAGAACCAUAUGUAUAGCGUCCAGAUCAUGAAGAAGCCUGAGGUUCCAUUUUUUGGUCCUCUUUUUGACGGGGCCAUUGUCGAUGGAAAAAUACUGCCCACCAUGGUCCGUACCACAGCAAUCAAUGCCAGCCGCGCUCUGAAAUCUCUAAUUCCAUUGUACCAGAAUUUCUACGAGGAGAGAGCACGUUACCUGGAAACCAUUGUGCAUCAUCAUCGAGAACCCACCACCUUUGAAGACUAUGCUGCUCAAGUCUUCUGUCCAGCCCCAUUUCACCACCUACCAGCCGAUGCAGGCUCAUGUCCCGAGAACCAGCAAGUCGAAAAUCAAGCAGCGCAGUUAGACGGGAACGACUUCGCCUCACCAAUGUCUCCUCGUGCUAGCAAGAGCCGCAUGUCCAUGAAACUGCGUCGCUCCUCCGGCUCUGCCAAUAAAUCCUGAUGAUCACAAUGCAGCAUGAACUUUAAACAAAGGACACACUCGUUCCUUUACUGUUGAAAAAGGAACACUUGCUCUGCCCAGCUAUGGUUUUAUAAUUUUCACUUGUGUACAGAAAAAAAAAGCAAAUGUAUUUAAAUUGUGUUCCUGCCACACACAAAGCAGCUCAUCCAUUCACACACAUGCUCUUUUAUUGAAACACUGGAGUUUUAGUGUCACCCUGUGUAUUUUUUAUUUUAGAUGUUGCUACCUAAUUUUGCUUUCAGUGCAAUGAAUGCAGCCUUUUUUUUUCUCCACAUGAAUAUAAAUAAUAGUAGUUGUACAAGAUAAUAGUCAAAUAUAAUGAAGCUUGUUGGUAUAAAAUUGCAUUCAUUUUUGUUACGGUUGGUGAUACAGUAUAUAAAAUACCUACAGUCGUUUAACUAGGUAUGACAGAAUACAAAAUGCAGGUUUUAUUUUUAGACAUGGGUUUUAAAAUGCAGGCAGUAGCGAAGGCAGAUGCUCAGUUUUCAAGGAAUUGUUUUGGAUGCCAAACCAAAGGCUCAGACAUUAUACUGUAAUUCAUUAAAUUACAGGAACAUCCAAGCAUUUAAAAGGCUGCUUUGUUUAUUCCACUAUCUAUACAGUAAACGGUAUGUAGGAGUGAGCAGUUCAAAGAUUCCUACACUACAAAUACGUGUUAUAAAGAAUGUUGUAAUGUGAUUGGCUUCCUUUUUAUACAGUGAACAUGUGGGAAGAUUAUUAUGUUUUAAAACUUAUAUUGUAAUAGUAAAACAAAUAAAUACGUACUUUAUGGCCUUUAAGCAUUUCAAGUUAGUUUGCCAAAAAAAAAAGUCAAGUGUAACUUACAUUACUCUUCUUCCUUUAAAACAGCUCUGUUACUGAUCCUGAUCCCAGAUGUUUCUGUGCUAGGUCAGUGCUGGGGUUUGUGUUGGAGUGAUUGCACAGCUCAUGUGUGUACACUGAGACCAGCUGGGUUAAAGGGUUAGACAAUGGCAAGGACAGUUCAUUGAAGUCCCAGCUAAACACUUGGCUACUCUGUUCAUACACAACCUUGCACCCUUGUCCCCCCUAGCUGAACUACAACCACAAUAAAUUGGCUAUUAUGAGCUUCAAAGCCGGCAUGACUCUUAAAUGAGUAUCAAAAAGAUUUCUUUCUUUUUUU
Messenger RNA from Acipenser ruthenus (sterlet), 9937 nucleotides. Its product is annotated as ral GTPase-activating protein subunit alpha-1-like. Gene Ontology annotation, molecular function: GTPase activator activity. Gene Ontology annotation, biological process: positive regulation of GTPase activity; regulation of small GTPase mediated signal transduction. Lineage: Eukaryota; Metazoa; Chordata; Actinopteri; Acipenseriformes; Acipenseridae. The transcript is spliced from 41 exons. The coding region runs from base 1030 to 8775 and encodes 2581 amino acids. Gene Ontology annotation, cellular component: nucleus; cytoplasm. The record is from RefSeq and is a predicted model, not a curated record.